AUCCUAAUCGGACGGGCUCCCCGCCGGAACAGAUGCCAGAUUGUUAUGUGACGCCGCUCGCGCUUUUCCACCGCGGCUUUGUGUCUGUCGACCGCCACCCGCGGCGAGCCUUCGCGCCAUAAAAAGUGCACGCUCGGCAGCUCACUCCACAUUCUCCCCCAGCCUCCCCACUGUACAGCACAGCGAGUGCAACACAAAGCCAGAGUGGAGAGCUAGCUAGCGUGAGACCUCAAGCCUGACGCCCUCUCGUGCCACGACGAUGCCACCGCCGGCCUCCUGGUUCUACAGGCUGCGGCGCAAGCGAGGAGGCGACGCCGGCGAGAUCGCAAGGGGCGAUCGUGCUCCGGCGGUGGUGACCCCGCCGCCGUCGUCGGCGUCGUCGCGGGAGGUGCCGGUGCCGCCUCCGUGCACCCCGAACAGGGCGUCCUACUACGUCCCCAGCGGCGAGCGUGGAGCUGUCAAGGGGAUUCCGAUUCCGCCCAAGCGCCGGGACACGCAGUUCCCGCGCAGCCCGCAGCCGAGCGACAUCAUCUUCGACGUGGUCACCGUGGCGCGGGCCGCGGCCGACCGGUUCGACGGGCUCAGGGCGAUGCCGGAGCUCAAGCUGCGGCCCAUCCUCACCAAACCGGCCGGCAGAAAGGCGGACGGGGAGGAGGAGGAGGCCUCGGGGAGCGGCGGCGCGUCACCGACGGCCAGGGCGCGGCGGCGGCCGCGGCUCUACGUGAAGGCGAGCGGCGGGCGGAUGGGGAGAAGGCCGGCGGACGCGCAGCCCCCGGCGAUGGCGACCACCGGGCCGCGGAGGCGACAAGCGAGGCGGCGGCGCUGGCUGCAGGAGAGCCUGGUGGUGGUGAAGGAGUCGGCGGACCCGGAGGAGGACUUCCUGGCGAGCAUGGCGGAGAUGAUCGCGGCCAACGACGACGUCCGCGCCUCGCCGCGGGGCCUCGAGGAGCUGCUCGCGUGCUACCUCGCCCUCAACGCCUCCGAGCACCACCGCGCCAUCGUCGCCGCCUUCCGGCUUGCCUGGCUCGACGACGCGCCCACCAGCACCGCCAAGCACAGGCCGCCGCCGUCGCACGGGCUGGCUGGCUAAGCCAGCUACACACCACGUGUGCCCGUGUACAGUAGUACGAAAAUGGCGGUGGUCUGUGAAAGUUUCUUGGGGCGAAUCCCCAUGGCCGCGGCUUGCUCGAUCGAUGGUUGCUCGCUGCUGCGAUUCUGCAAAGCCGGAGGAUCGACGAGCGCACGCGCGUCACGGGGUGCUCUGCUCUGGUUCAAGCCGUUCUCAUCGAUCGUGUGCUGUCUGCUGUCUUUACAGAUAGGAGUAGCCGAGUAGGCCUACCUGCGUCAGAAUUUGUUCAUGCUGGAAGAACACCAUCUCGGAUUUUUCUUCUUGUUGCUGCUCCGUUGAUGCUAAGUGGAGUACGGACUAGGUAGCUGUGGAAGCAUCUACGCAUAUACGGUGUGACACGGCAUGCACAUGUACAAAAAUUCGGGUAAGUUAUUACUGAUAGUACCUUUCCUAGCGUGCGUCCGACCGUUCUUUCCAUCUUUUUUUUUCGAGGAAAAAAGAAAAGAAGAUAAAAAGAACGUGGGAUUUGUUAUCUCCGUACAAUAAUUUGAUCAAUACAAGGCAUCCCGGAAAGACAAGAAAAUUCCACUAAAAAUAUAAGGUACAGCUAAGGUACAGCUGGGCAUGAACCUCUGGAGAGCGAUAUGCACCCAAACGAAGCAAAAAGAGGCCACAAUCUAGGCGCAGCCGCAAAAACAUCCGAGGGAACAUCACAUUGAUCCCCAAGGGUUAGUCUUCCGAUGUCGACGCCACUAGCUGCCCACAACACCACUAUUGAAAAGAGCCGGAAGAUGAGGAUCAUUGCCUUGACGCCAACACGAAGAAACACGAGUUGCUCGCUCUUCGGACCUGAGACGGCGCAAACACCACCUAUCAAAUCAAAUAUCGGUACCCGGGAUAACUACAUCUUUGAUGGAAGAUCCAAAGGAAGCUUAUUCCCCACUGUUGGAGCCGAAGCCAUGGAUAACCAAAGACCUAACCAAGAUAUAUAAACUACUUA
This is a messenger RNA of Triticum aestivum (bread wheat), 2069 nucleotides long. RefSeq lists its product as uncharacterized. The record is from RefSeq and is a predicted model, not a curated record. The transcript has a single exon. Gene Ontology annotation, biological process: negative regulation of DNA-templated transcription. The coding region runs from base 260 to 1090 and encodes 276 amino acids. NCBI's taxonomy places the organism in Eukaryota, Viridiplantae, Streptophyta, Magnoliopsida, Poales, Poaceae.